AUGACUCGCGCUCUUUUGUCGGUAUGUUCGAAUUUUUCUAAGUCAUUCACUUACAGACGAUUUCACUCUUCGCUUCCGACAAUACGAGGUGCUCCCGUAAAUUUGUUCGCGCUUUUUACUGCCGUUGUUCAACAUGGUGGCUAUGCAAAAGUUACAGAAAAGAAUUUGUGGGAAUCAGUCUCUAGGGCUAUUGGCUGUCCUUCCGCCUGUGUCAACUACAGCAUUGCCUUGCGUCGGGUGUAUUGCCAAUAUUUGGUUGCCUUUGAAAACGAAUCAUUUCCGCAUCUUAGAGGUGAUAGUAUAUGGUCUCAAUUGCAAGACGAAUUUCAAGAAGGCUCUGGAGAUAUGUUCACUCCUCCGUCGGUAGAAAAGAUGCUUGGCAUUGUCAAUCCCAUACCUGCACCGAUUCACUCUGGCAUGCAGCGUUCUGCAACACACAUUGGUUUCUCUGUCAGGGAUCCCUAUCUUAACAUGCGUUAUCCCCAGGAUUUCAAUCGGUUUUCCCCGGCCUACGACCAACUUACUCCCUCUCAGCAGUGGGAGGAACUAUAUUCGCGUCCGCAUCCGGAUAACGCAUUUGAUUUGCGUCACCUCUCCGUCCUGGAGACCGCAGAGAAGUCGCUGAUGUCAGGUCUACCGAACGAGAUUGAUUUAUCGCUCAAUUCUAUUCUCUUCCUCUCCGCUGUGGUCCAUCCAUCACUCGCUACACCUCUGCGUCUCAGCAGCACUCGAAACCUCCUUCAGCUCAUGCUCGCCACCGUGGGCGUGUACGAAGAUGGUAAGUAUUUCGACAGCCCCGCUUCACUGCGUCCUCUGUUCGAAACCCAGCCCAGUGCAUCAAAUCUAGAUUUUAACAAGUUUUGGCAAGAUGUCGCGGGCUGCUGGGUCAACUCCUCCCUACGUGAGGACGCUUUCCUUUAUCGAGAACAUUCCGUACCGAUGGUGCACGACGCUGAGACGGCGGGCUAUCGUGUUGUUCCUCCCCCUUCGCCCGACUCCACAUACGAUCUCUUCUCCCCUUCGUCCUCUCACUCUACACAUCUUUUUGGCGAUUCCCUCGGAAGCAACAUCCACCUCACCCGGGUCCUAACGGUAGCCACCACCCUAGUUAACUGCGUCACCCCGCCUUAUCUUCCUGGGCUGCCACCUCCAUUGGAGGAAGACGACGAUGAAAUCGAGCAGGUGAUGGCGUUUGCUUCGGUAUCGGGCAGGCGUUCAUCGAGUUACUCGUCGGACACAAUCGGGCGCCCGUUGCGCGGACGGAGCCUCUUUCCCGCACCCACCGUCAUCCCACCACUCGCCACGUGGCGCGACAAUGCGCGUUUCCUCUCCUCCCACCCUGUCGCAAUCCGUUUCGCCUUCCUCUGUGCCUACGCUCGCCACUCGGGGCUCCGGCAACUGGGCCUGCAGCUGGUGAGCGCGCUGCGCUACCCCCUCAUCCUAACUCACCCCGCGCCACCUCCUCCCACCGCAUCGGUGGUGCCUAAGCCACUACACCUCAACACCUUCACGGGUAUUGAGCUCAUCAGCGUGCGUUUUCUAGUCCGGUGCCUCCUGCAGUCGAUGGACCGGUGCGAUUUGCUCUCAGGCCUAAGUCUCUUGACGAAUCUACUCCGUGUUCCCGAGGGCGUCAACGUAGAGUGUCUCUUUGCGGGUCUUCCGCGCUCACUCUGGGGACGUCUGAUCCAGUUGCUCUGCCUCUCAGAUCUGGCCGUGGUGUGCGCUGUCCUAGAGGCCCUCUACACGGCCACUGGAAUGGGCUCGCUUGCGUGCACUCGACUCUGGCAUGCCGUCGCCUCGGCUGACGACACGGUGUCUGAACGCUCUCCGGCCACUGUCUUCACCGCCCGACGAGCCUCCAUCCACCUCCGUCCUCUGAUCGCUCUGCUCAGUCUCGAAGGACAGUCUAUGGGAACAGGGUCGCUGCAUCGUGUCAAGUUUGCUUCCUUCCAGGUGAUGCAACGCCAGCCGCAGCCAAUAAUCGCCCAGGUCCCUCCUCCACCUGUUGUGCAACCACCACAGGCACCACUGCCGCAAAUGAUGGUCGCUCCGUCUCCAAUGCACCCGGUCUACCAACAUCAUCUUCAUUAUCCCCAACCGCAUCACCCUGUUCAACCGCCCCCUCCACAAUAUCUUCCCUCCACCGUGCAUCAUCCAGCCCAGUGUUACCCCAUUUCGCCACUACCGGGUCCGCAUUUAGCACCUUCCCGGCCCAGUCCUCAGGUGCAGCCUCGUCCCCUCUCCCCACAUCCACCCUCCUCCCUCGCGAGUCUCCUCGGCACGGCUGCGGCUCCUCCGCGUCCGCCACCCGUAGCACCGCCGACCCUCUGUGUGCCGCCGCAGGUUGCGAAUGUCAAACCGGAAGCCAGCAGCCUCUCCGAGCUGACAGAUCGGCUGCAGAUGCCUCCACCGCAAAUGCCACCACCGAGGCGGACUCCCUCUAAGCUCAACCCAUGCGGUAAUGGCGGUGGUUCACCCAGUCGAUUCUCACUGGUUAAUGGGAAAAGUAAGUUGCCAAAUUCCAGUCUCCGAUUAAUCUGGCCCGCAGUUUGUUCACAAGGCUGCCUUACCUGUUUAGCACCUCCUCAAACCACAGUAAACUCGCCGGUCUCCACUCCAACUCAUCCUCCUCAGUCAAACGAGAAACCUCCUAAGUCUCUGUUAGAAGAAGUGCUAAACGCACCCUCCAAUAAGGCAGCUACCUCACCCCUUGCGUCUCCUCGUAAUGGGCCCCCACUUGUCAACGGCGGUGGCACCGUUCACCAUGUUGCCGGUGGAAACGGCAUCAAGAAGGAACUCCUUUCAAAGUGUCUCUCGACCAAACUUCUCAAUGGUGAAACCACUCCGAUCAAGAAGGCUCACCAACAGGCUAAGGCGGACGUUCAGCAGUUAGUUAAUGGUGUUGCGCAUGAUGAUGGUGAUGAAGAAAAAGAGGAAGCCGACCUCGAGAAGCCAAAGGACACGGAUGACGUGGAGACCCAGGAGGUCGUCGAGAAGGGUUUGAUGGAGGCUGCGACGUUUUUGACGCACUUCCUGCGCUUCAAUCGCCGGGUGGGUUUCUACUACACACGGAAACGGCCCCGUGACUUUGCGUUGCGUCAUCGUUUUCUCAAGGACACCGGCACCGACUCCUCGUUGGUGAAGAGACGGCGAAAUCUCGUGAAAACCGAGCCGCACACCGAUGGAACUGUCGUCUCACCGAAGCCAUCAUCGUCACCACCACCGCCGUCGUCGUCACCACCUCCUCCUCCACCACCCGUGUUCACCUGCGAAUGGGGCUCGUGUAUGCAGCAAUUUCCUUCCGCCAAGCAGAUAUCCUGUCAUGUGUACAAGUUCCAUCUGAAGCCUGAUCUCCCACCCCGUGUCCCCACCACCCCGAUCGAACGUCGAUGUUGUCAAUGGACUGACUGUGCCUCCUCUAACCUCCCGCGUGCCCCGUUCGCUUUGAUUUCCCACGUUCUGGAGCAGCACUGUUCCCCCGAGGAACUGGAGUCUCGGCGUCGGUCAAUGGCGUCUCCCCCUGCGCCGCCGCCGCUGUCGUCGUCUCAGGUGCCACCGCCACACCCCUGCCCGCAGCCUGCCACGCCAAUUCGAGAUCAGUCAGGCUGGGUGGUAAUCAAGGAAGUCGAGACUCGACGUCUGCAGUCCGACCUCUGGGUGUCGCAGGUUGGGUUUAGCGGAAGGUACUACAAUCCCGGCGUUGGACGGAUCGUACCGCCACCCAGAGAAGGGCCCGUCACGAAACACCUCCGAGUUACUGCUGCUCUCAUCCUCCGAAAUCUGGCCAAACACGUUCCCGAGGCCAGACGCGUAUGGUUGCUUGUUAAAUUUUGUUCUAAGUGUGUGUGCGCUGUUAAUGGCAUCUCCAUGUUGCCCUUCCACAGAUGGCUCUUAUCGGAGACUCCCCUUCUCUGCGAGAUCGCAAUGGGCACUUGUCCUGGUGCAUCCAGUCUGCGAACAAAUGACGCGGGUCGUAUCAUCGCCAGUUGUCUAGCUAUAUGCACCUCGGGCAAUUCCUACCCCUUCUCCCCAUCCUUGUCCUCUGAUUUCCACGAUUUCUAUGAUCUCCACACCUCCGGCGAUGAUGGGGACCUUGGCGGUGAUUUGUCCCUCCUUCAGCGUCUUGAACUCAUUCGACGACGAGCCUCCGUCGAUUUGGACGCUUAG
Molecule: messenger RNA, 4167 nt
Organism: Mesocestoides corti
Lineage: Eukaryota; Metazoa; Platyhelminthes; Cestoda; Cyclophyllidea; Mesocestoididae
Source: the annotation of a GenBank genome assembly